Rattus norvegicus (Norway rat) is the source of this 5652-nucleotide messenger RNA. The record is from RefSeq and is a predicted model, not a curated record. Lineage: Eukaryota; Metazoa; Chordata; Mammalia; Rodentia; Muridae.
GCCCCGCCCCGCCCCGCCGGCGCCGACCGCGCCGACCCGCCGCGGUCCCCGGAGCGGAGCGCGCGGCGGCGGCAGUAGCUGGGCGCCUCCCACGCGCUGCCGCGUGCCCGCCCGCUCGCCCGCCAGUCUGCCCGUCCACCGGCCCCGACUCCGCUCGGCCAUCUUCGCCGCUCCCGCCCUCGCCAGCCCGGGCCGCGCGCCCUGUCCCCGCGCGCGGACUUUCCCGGAAAGUUUGGUGGUUGUUUUCGGCCGCCGCAGGCAGCGGCGCCGCGCCCCACCUCCGCCAAACUUUGGGGCUCACUCGCGCCAUGAGCGCCCCUCCGCUACUACGGCCGCCUAGCCCGCUGCUGCCCGCCGCGGCCGCUGUGGCCGCCGCCGCUGCUGCGCUGGUCCCGGGCUCCGGGCCCGCGCCCUUCCCAGCGCCUGGGGCCGCCCCGGCGGGGGGCAUCUCGUUCCAUCUGCAGAUCGGCCUGAGCCGCGAGCCGGUGCUGCUCCUUCAGGACUCCUCUGGCGACUACAGCCUGGCGCAUGUCCGGGAGAUGGCUUGCUCCAUCGUGGACCAGAAGUUCCCUGAAUGUGGCUUCUAUGGACUCUAUGACAAGAUCCUGCUUUUCCGUCACGAUCCUGCCUCUGAAAACAUCCUUCAGCUGGUAAAAAUCGCAAGUGACAUUCAGGAGGGCGAUCUUAUUGAAGUGGUCCUGUCAGCUUCAGCCACCUUCGAAGACUUCCAGAUCCGGCCUCACGCUCUCUUCGUUCAUUCAUACAGAGCCCCUGCUUUCUGUGAUCACUGUGGAGAAAUGCUGUGGGGACUGGUGCGCCAAGGCCUUAAAUGUGAAGGAUGUGGCCUGAAUUACCAUAAGAGAUGUGCAUUUAAAAUCCCCAACAAUUGCAGUGGAGUGAGAAGGAGAAGGCUCUCAAAUGUUUCCCUCACUGGACUGGGUACUGUCCGCACAGCGUCUGCGGAGUUCUCCACCAGUGCCCCCGAUGAGCCUCUACUGUCUCCUGUGAGCCCUGGCUUUGAGCAAAAGUCUCCAUCUGAGUCAUUUAUCGGUCGUGAGAAGAGGUCAAAUUCUCAGUCAUAUGUUGGACGGCCGAUUCAGCUCGACAAGCUCCUGAUGUCUAAGGUGAAGGUGCCACACACCUUUGUCAUCCACUCCUACACACGGCCCACGGUCUGCCAGUUCUGUAAGAAGCUCCUCAAGGGCCUCUUCCGGCAGGGUUUGCAGUGCAAAGAUUGCCGAUUCAACUGUCACAAACGCUGUGCACCAAAAGUACCAAACAACUGCUUGGGCGAAGUGACCAUCAAUGGAGAAUUGCUUAGCCCUGGGGCAGAGUCUGAUGUUGUCAUGGAAGAAGGGAGCGAUGACAAUGACAGCGAACGGAACAGUGGACUCAUGGAUGACAUGGACGAGGCCAUGGUCCAGGACACUGAGAUGGCUUUGGCGGAGGGUCAGAGUGACGGUGCAGAGAUGCAGGAUCCAGACGCAGACCAGGAGGACUCCAACAGAACCAUCAGCCCUUCUACGAGCAACAACAUACCGCUUAUGAGGGUAGUGCAGUCUGUCAAGCACACAAAGAGGAGAAGCAGCACAGUGAUGAAGGAAGGGUGGAUGGUCCACUACACCAGCAAGGACACACUGAGGAAAAGGCAUUACUGGAGACUGGACAGCAAAAGCAUCACACUCUUCCAAAACGACACAGGCAGCCGGUACUACAAGGAAAUUCCUUUAUCAGAAAUUUUAUGUCUGGAACCAGCAAAACCUUCAGCAUUAAUUCCCACUGGAGCUAACCCUCAUUGUUUUGAAAUCACUACAGCAAACGUAGUGUAUUAUGUGGGAGAAAACGUGGUCAACCCUUCAAGCCCCCCACCAAACAACAGCGUCCCCCCGAGCGGCAUCGGUACCGAUGUGGCGAGGAUGUGGGAGGUCGCCAUCCAGCACGCUCUCAUGCCUGUCAUCCCCAAGGGCUCCUCUGUGGGUUCCGGAACCAACUCACACAGUGAGUCCAAUGACUUCCGUCUGUCACGGGAAGAUAUUUCGGUGAGCAUUUCCGUUUCGAAUAGCCAGAUUCAGGAAAAUGUGGAUAUCAGCACAGUCUAUCAGAUUUUCCCGGAUGAGGUUCUGGGUUCUGGACAGUUCGGAAUUGUUUAUGGAGGUAAACAUCGUAAAACAGGAAGAGAUGUAGCUAUUAAGAUUAUUGACAAAUUAAGAUUUCCAACAAAACAAGAAAGUCAGCUUCGUAAUGAGGUUGCAAUUUUACAGAACCUUCAUCACCCUGGUGUUGUAAAUUUGGAGUGUAUGUUUGAGACGCCUGAAAGAGUGUUUGUUGUUAUGGAAAAACUCCAUGGAGACAUGCUGGAGAUGAUCCUGUCAAGUGAAAAGGGCAGGUUGCCAGAACACAUAACGAAGUUUUUAAUUACUCAGAUACUAGUGGCUUUGCGACAUCUUCAUUUUAAAAACAUCGUUCACUGUGACCUCAAGCCAGAAAAUGUGUUGCUGGCAUCAGCAGACCCUUUCCCUCAGGUGAAACUUUGUGAUUUUGGUUUUGCCCGGAUCAUUGGCGAGAAGUCUUUCCGGAGAUCAGUGGUGGGUACCCCAGCCUACCUGGCACCUGAGGUUCUGAGGAACAAGGGCUAUAACCGCUCGCUAGACAUGUGGUCUGUUGGGGUCAUCAUCUAUGUGAGCCUGAGUGGCACCUUCCCUUUUAAUGAAGAUGAAGAUAUCCACGAUCAGAUCCAGAACGCAGCCUUCAUGUAUCCACCCAAUCCCUGGAAGGAGAUUUCUCAUGAAGAUGACCAAAUGUUGAAAGUCAACUUGGGCUACAUAGUAAAACUAUACAAUAGUGAUGAUGAUGAUGAUGAUGAUGAUGAUGAUGAUGACGACGACGACGACGACGACGACGACGACGACGACGACAACGACAACGACAACUGAUAAUAGUCUGAAGCCUGCUCCACCUUAUUUUAAAUAUAUUUAGUUUGGCAUAACAUUUGAUUUGGGGACAAUACGAAAAAUAAUGAUUAACUGUGAGUUUUAAGGCUUUACUCAUGCUUAUACAUGUUUUUCCCAUUUAUUUUUUCACUUUACAUCCCAAUCACCAGACCCCUUCUCCUGGUCCCCAACUUACAUAGCCCCUCCCCUUCUCUAACUCAUAUUUCCCAAUUCUUCAAUUAGAAGAAUUAGAGGGUAGAGAAUUGAGGUAUCCAAAUAGUGGAUCUAGUUUGAUUUGGCUAUGAAAUAUCUUCUUACCACUAUCACUCAUUGCUCUAGACUGUAGCCAUUUGGGGAAUUAUUUCUAUAAUUCAACUCAAUUGUUAUUACUAACAGCAUGUUCUGCACACUUAAUAAACCUAAAAGCCCCCUUAAGUCUUGAUUCUAAAAUACUGAGCAAGAUAUGGUUCAGAACGGAUUCCUAAUGUUUCCUUCAUAUUUAUAUUUGUUUAUUCAAUGAUCCAUGGCAUUAUAGUGAUCUAGUUAUAAACCACUUUCAAUGUCCUUGUUCCCUCAACCUACAGCAACACAAAAUCUGUUCUAAAAGUCAGCAAUCCCAGCACUAGCAGGGAUCCAUGGGCAAAUACACCCCACCACCCUCUACCGAAACCUGUAAACCAGAAUCCUCUGUUUAAAUCCUCAAACUUCUAUUGAAAUCUAUGUAAAAGUCUACAAAGACGUUUUUUAGCCAAGUUUAAGGUCUGAGAAUAAUAGGAAUGUCCAAGGCACUUCUAAAACUCCCAGAAGCUACCUGGAGACUCCUCACCUAAAGAUUUUUACCUUUCUUCUGGUUGAGCAUUCAUUUUUAGAAACAUAACUUUCUUACAAAAGGAUUUUAGCAUGGAAUGAAAAUAAAGAACACUCUAUGACAGAAAUGUAUUUGUGUUGCUACCUUAAAUUUCAAGUCUGGGUGUAAUAACCUCUAUAUGCUUGUGUUGAAACAAUUCAUGGUUUUUCAAGAUCGUGUUGUUGAUCUUCAGAAAAAAAAAAAAGUGAUUGAAUGUGAAGCAGAGAGUAACCAUUGAUAGAAUACUUUCUAUAGAGGAAAGAACUGAGAGCAGUAAAGCCAUCAACUUGAGUCUCUAAAGGUCUUACACUUCAUUGGAUUUCGGUAAUUGACUCAGGAACGAGUGAGAUGAUGAUUUCCAGUGGCCUUGUUAGCUGCUGGCAGCCCCUGAGAGGAGCGUCCCAGUUAGUGUUGCUGAGCAACGGCAUGCUGGGUUGAGAGCUGGAAUGUGAAGGGUUGCAAAACGAUUUUUAAAAUAAACACACAAGUUCCCAUCGGUGUGAAGCCAAGCAAAGGGAGAGAGGUAGUAAGCGUUACACUUCAGCAGUCAGGGGUAGACUGGAAAGGGCGUGUACCACUGCCUUGAAUUAAAAACCCUAAAGGGUGGCUGGUGGUGGCUCCAUCAAAAUAGCAUCCCUCUGAAAAUAUCAGCCUGAAUCAGGUGGGAUGGAUAAAUGUGAGCAUAGAAAGCAUCAAAAUAAAAAGUUAUAUGCCUGGACAAAAAUGAUGAACAUUGGGUUGUCAUGAGUCCUUUCUCUGCUGUAAAUUAGAUACUCCAUAUUGCCAACAUCCUUCUGGUUUUCUGACAACAGUCAAUGUUUCCUAUGAUCCAUUGCAUUCUACACAGCUUGGUGCCCUAUCAUCCAAAAAUAUUAUAACCAAAACAGAUAGACCACAUACAUAAGGCGUGAGCAUUAAAACUUAGAGCUGAAAAAGAGUCUAUUCAAAUUCCUGGUUAAUGCAUUGGAGCUCCCAAACAGCUAUUUUGUGGUUUUCUAUUAUCUCAAAAUUCCAGUGCAGCUUUUGUUUUAGAGAAUCUUCAAGUUUACCAGGAAACUCUCUGACCUCAACAGAGCUAAUGGAGAGAAUAGGAAGAAACUGCCACACUCUGAGCUGAUUAAAAAGGUCUUGAUGAAACAUGGAGAUAGGAUUUGAUGGGAGAUGUGAACUGUGGGCCCUACAUAUUUAGCUAUGCAGAAGUGUCAGUAAUAACAUCUUUCCAGGAUUUCCUCCAAGCUUUACAAGGUUUCAGUUUUUCCACAGCAGGGCUCAUAUAUCUUGUAUACUUAGGAGUUGCUAUCCAAAUACUUGAUGUUUAGUUUGAAAUACAGAAUGACUAGAGUAUAGUUUGUAGUUUCAAGGUUAAUUCAGGGCAUUGAUGCCAGAGGAAAAUAGAAUCAAAAUACCUUUACUUAUGAAGCACUUAUUUGUCUAUUAACCCUAAAGCCCUCGGAAUCAGGAUACAUACUAAAUUUCCAUCUCCUGAGAAUGUCCUUGUGCACCUCGCCAUGAGCUCCAUGGAGGUUUAGCUGUCCUUACACUUUCCAGACACAUUGGAAAGGACCCAUUCUGUUUAACAAUGAGUGUGUGGUAAAAUUGUAUGGACAAGUUACUCUUUUGUUUAAUAGAGUAAUGAGAAAAAUUGCUGGGCAAAAAGUUGCAAGCCAAUAACAAAAAAGAAAGAAGAUAAGGUAAAACAGAUUUAAGAACUGUAUUUCUCCCUUUUUCCAAUUUUUAGGAAAACAUGGAUGUAUGACUAAAGACUUUUUUGAAAGAAGCAAAUCUUCGAUCACGAAUGAGAAAUGUAAAAAUUAAAAUUUGCAUUGUCCAUAGUGUUCUCAUAAGAAAAGAAACUGAAAAAAAAAGAAAAGAAAA